Saimiri boliviensis boliviensis (Bolivian squirrel monkey) is the source of this 3482-nucleotide messenger RNA. Lineage: Eukaryota; Metazoa; Chordata; Mammalia; Primates; Cebidae. The record is from RefSeq and is a predicted model, not a curated record.
GGAUCUGCUUCCAAGGCUUGGUUUCGCUUUGCCUGGCGCUUGGCGAGGCCUGGCGCGCCGCACCGAGCCCAGCAGGUGGCCGCCGAGGAACGCGGGGGUGGAGGGGUUGGGGAGGGGCGAGGGCUGGCGUCUUUAACCCUUUGGGAGCCCCUGCCCGCUAGCGCCCCGAGGACGCGUCUCCGGCUCAGGCCCGGUGCCCCGCGGCGCGCGUGGGUCUUGGCUGGCUGGAAGGAGGCCCUGACCUUGCUUUCUCUCCCGUGCCAGGUUUGCACAAGGACCAUGGGCGCCGCGCUGGGCACAGGCACGCGGCUGGCUCUCCGGCCCGGCCGGGCCUGCGGCGCCCUCCCGCGCUGGGCACCCUCCGCGUCUGCUCGAGGCUGCCACGCCAAGUCCGGCUCAGCACGCCCCGUGCCCCUGAAGAAGCGUGGAUACGAUGUCACCAGGAACCCUCAUCUCAACAAGGGGAUGGCCUUUACACUUGAAGAAAGGCUGCAGCUUGGAAUCCACGGCCUAAUCCCGCCCUGCUUUCUGAGCCAGGACGUCCAGCUCCUCCGGAUCAUGAGAUAUUACGAGCGGCAGCAAAGUGACCUGGACAAGUACAUCAUUCUCAUGACACUCCAAGACCGGAAUGAGAAGCUAUUCUACCGAGUGCUGACCUCGGAUGUGGAGAAGUUCAUGCCGAUCGUGUACACACCCACGGUGGGGCUGGCCUGUCAGCACUAUGGCCUGACCUUCCGCAGACCCCGUGGACUGUUCAUCACCAUUCAUGACAAGGGCCACCUUGCAACAAUGCUGAACUCUUGGCCAGAAGACAAUAUUAAGGCCGUGGUGGUGACUGAUGGGGAGCGCAUCCUGGGCCUGGGAGACCUGGGCUGCUAUGGCAUGGGCAUCCCUGUGGGCAAGCUGGCCCUGUACACAGCGUGUGGAGGGGUGAACCCGCAACAGUGCCUCCCUGUGCUGCUGGAUGUCGGCACCAACAAUGAGGAGCUGCUCAGAGACCCUCUGUACAUUGGCCUGAAACACCAGCGUGUGCGUGGGAAGGCGUAUGAUGACUUGCUGGAUGAAUUCAUGCAGGCUGUGACAGACAAGUUUGGAAUAAAUUGCCUCAUCCAGUUUGAAGACUUUGCCAAUGCCAAUGCCUUCCGCCUGCUCAACAAAUACCGUAACAAGUACUGCAUGUUCAAUGAUGACAUCCAAGGCACAGCCUCCGUUGCUGUGGCAGGGAUCCUGGCUGCUCUGCGAAUCACCAAGAACAAGCUCUCCAGUCACGUGUUUGUUUUCCAAGGUGCAGGCGAGGCAGCCAUGGGCAUUGCCCACCUCCUUGUCAUGGCCCUAGAGAAAGAAGGUGUACCGAAAGCAGAGGCCACAAGAAAGAUCUGGAUGGUGGACUCUAAGGGGCUCAUUGUCAAGGGGAGGAGCCACCUGAACCAUGAAAAGGAGAUGUUUGCCCAAGACCAUCCUGAAGUGAACUCCCUGGAGGAGGUGGUGAGGCUGGUGAAGCCCACAGCCAUCAUAGGUGUUGCUGCCAUCGCAGGAGCCUUCACGGAGCAGAUUCUGAGGGACAUGGCCUCCUUCCACGAGCGCCCUAUCAUCUUUGCCCUGAGCAACCCCACCAGCAAGGCCGAGUGCACGGCUGAGAAGUGCUACCGGGUCACUGAGGGCCGAGGGAUUUUUGCCAGUGGAAGUCCUUUUAAGAGUGUGACUCUAGAAGAUGGCAAGACCUUCAUUCCUGGUCAGGGAAACAAUGCUUAUGUGUUCCCUGGGGUGGCACUAGGAGUCAUCGCUGGCGGGAUCCGGCACAUUCCAGAUGAGAUCUUCCUCCUGACAGCAGAGGUACUUGACUACGCGUACAAACACAACCUGGCCUCCUACUACCCGGAGCCUAAGGACAAGGAGGCUUUUGUAAGAUCCCUGGUCUACACUCCAGACUAUGACUCCUUUACACUGGAUAGUUACAGUUGGCCCAAAGAAGCCAUGAAUGUUCAGACAGUCUGAUGCAGUCUCAUGUGCUGGUAUGGAGCUGGAUGAAACCCAGCAUAACACCCACAAUAUAAAUGGGUUCCAAAAUGGCCCAACUGAAUCCUUGUUGCUGUGUUUUUUUCUUUUAAACUUUCUGGUGUGAGAGGAGAUGCCAAGGCAUACGUGAAUAAAAGCCUUGUCUCUGAAGGCCCUGGGAGUUCAUUUUUCUGAACCCUCCUCUGAGUUCCUUCCUAAGCAUUUCUUCAUCCAUUAAUUACCAACUACUGGCCAGGCCUUGUGGGAAAUGCAGAAUUUUGCCUAGAAUCCUGCUUUACAGAGCUCGGGCUCUAGUGAAGGAAAUUGGACACAAUUCAUUUUGCCAUGAGGGAGAAAGUGGUAAGUUCAUGAAAGAAGAGCAGAUAAAAACUGAGGGUGGUCAGAAAAGGGAGAGGACAUUUCCUAUGAGAACAUAAAAGAAGGCUUCAGGGAGAGCAGUGUUUGCACUGAGUCCUGAGAGGAGAAGAUGGGUAGGAGUCAUGGGGAGAUGAGGAAUGUGAGCACAGCCACUAGCCAGAAAGCAUGGCUCACCCAUCAAGGAGUUCAGUCCAUGUCAGCAAUACACACCCUUCCAGACUCAGCAGUGUGUGAAGGCUGAGUAGCUGGGGGCAGCUCACUAACUAUUCAGGAAUGGUCACUGCCCUAUGGGUUGUUGAGUCUUAGACAUUCUUUUUUGUAAAAGGAAAAUCAGAGAAAUGUGGGUGGGGAGAGUCAGCCUGCCAAGGAGUGAAGAGGAAGAGAGGUGGUGACAGGAAGAGCACCACAGAGACUUGAUUUCAUUUUCCUGGCUCUGGAACACACUCUGGCUUCCAUCCUUCACUCUCUGAAGUAGCUGAGCAACCCAAAGCUGUUUUUUAUACAGUAAUAUCAGUCCAUCCUGGGUGUUUCUUAGAUCAAGUUCAGUGCUAGCCUUCAUCUCCCUCAUGAAAAGCACAGCCUAUACACAGGAGUAGCGGCGGGGAGAGAGCUUGCAGCCCCCUGAAAUUAGAUACUGCUAAGAUGUUAAGAUAUGUUGAGAUGACAGCUUCCAGCCUCUAAUUUUAUUGUAUAAUAAAGGAAACAAUAAAUCAUGCUUAGAGCCCUACUCCUGCUACCACCUCAGCCUCAGGAUCUCCUCUGCCCGCAACGAAUAAGUUCUAUACGGCCAACUCUCAAGGACAGACUAGAUGGACUACUGGACUUGCAGAAGAGUAAUUAGCAGAGGCACCACUUACCUCUUGCUCAGGUCUUAUUCUUCCAAGAACUGCUUCCUCAGUGCUGGUGAUCAGCCAAGAAUAUCCUGAGAAAACAUCUCUCCUGUAUGAUUCUUGGGAUCAUAAAGAAUGAAAAACUAUUCAGAAGAAAGUUUGAAGAGUGAAGCUGGAAUCUGAACACCAUGGAACUUUUGGCACUAUCUUUUUAUAUCAUGUCCCACAACUUCCUCUGUACCCCUGCUACAUAUCCUUCAUAAUCAACAUAGCAGAAAA